UCGAGAAAACUUGCCAGAUUUCGUCAACACUUCACUAAAGAACUGAGAAAAUUCGCCUUUUUUCACCAGCAUUCCCCUGCGUUUCAGUAAUUUUUCUCAGAAUAGUGAAAGCAGCCAAUCAGUUGCGCUUUUUGAACGCUGUGUCACGAGAUUGCCGCAUGAUAAAUGUUUACUUGUAAUGAAUGGGUUCGAGUUCGAGACUUCGAGUUCAUAAAUAAAGAUGAAACUGAGUCGUCUAUGAAUGAAUGAAUGAAUGUGAAUACGGAAAGAAAAAACAGUUUCUCACUCGUCCUGCUUCAUAUCUUUUUCUAAAGAAAUGACUGUGGGAUCCAGUCGAAUAUCCUCGGAGUUUGAUGUUGGGCAGUUUUUAAGUUCUUAUGACACGUUAAAAGAACAUCUGAAUGCCAUGAACAGCGUUUUAGAAGCCAGUAAAAUACUAAAAAGAUGGGACGUUCCUUCAGUUUCAUUCAUUUUCUGUGUCUUUGUAAUGACACUGUGCAUCUAUUUCCCAGAGUUUUUAUUCGCUUUUGGUCUCUUUCCCAUUCCACUUGUACUACUUGGUACCUAUAUGAAAAGUUUGGGAGAGCAGAAACAAAUCAGGCAUAUCAUUGUGAUGGCAGUUGAAAAUGAAGAGCAACAUCUUAAACGUAAACAAGAGCUAAUUGAAAGAUCAAGAAAAGAUUUGAAGAGAUUUAUAAAAGUAUUAUGUGAAAUCCAAUAUUAUAUGGACAUUGCUCAUAGAAAAAUGUCAGUUAUACGAAGCGUCUUUUUGUGGAAAGAUCCAAAGCUUACAACAAGAUUUCUUGGCUACAUAUUCGUUUUGAUGCUAUUGACGAGUGUUGUGCCACUCUCUUUGAUAUUUCUCGUUUCGUUUCUCUACUUUGUUUUAUACAACGACGACUUUAGAAAAGUAGUCACAGAUAAUCUUUACAUUGAUUUGCCACAAUUGGAAUCCUUGCAAGAGAGUAAGGCAAUGGAAAAGGGCUCAGAAGAAAAUGGCGUGGAUAAUCCAACUAUUUCGUGCGAUGCGAACAGUUCUAUUGACAGCGAUACUAGUUCGUAUGAAGAUGAUAGUCAAAGCGGUGAAGACACUGAAGAUGAAGAUAAUAUCAAUCCUGGUAAACAAUCAAAAUCCUUCGUGUCUCACAUCAGCGAGUACAGAAAACGACGACAAGAAUUGAAAAAAGGAAAUUGUGUCGCAUGCGAUAUUGCCUUUUCAUCGAUCCUGACUAGAAGGAAGUACUGUCGAAGAUGCGGUGAUAAGUUUUGCUCGAAAUGCUGCAGGCAUCGUGUUAAAAAGGCUGCCCUUGGUGUUACAGCUCCCGGAUCACGUGAUCAACGCGUGCUCGUAUGUAAUGGCUGUUAUGGAAAACUGCGGCUUAAAAAUGCACCGGGCGACUGAGGAACAACCACGCGGACAAACUUGGGGGGAGAUGUAUUUCUUACUACUUUCUGCGACACUUGACAUAUCAGUUCAAACGAUGGUCAAUGGAAAGGUAGUGAAAUCCAUUUUAUUCCAUCAAGAUCGAUAUAACACUUAUUAAUGAUCAAUCAACACAAGCCGUAAGUACACCUUUUUAAGGUUAUAGAUUAUUCUUCUCUCUUAUACGUCCAUGUUGGCGGAUUGAAAGAGAAUCAUCGGUAUCCGUUAUUGGGUUGUCGAUAUUACAGAUUAGGUAUUGCAUAUCACAUCCAUUUUACCGAUACUUUAUAAUGCAAAUUACAUCGAUUCUAUCAAUACCUUAAAGCACAUCACAUCGAUAUUGUCGAUACUUUAUAAUGCAAAUUACAUCGAUGUUAUUGAUGUGAAUGUACAUAAGACAAGGUUUUCGAAAAGAAAGCAUUGUUUGUUGCAUUUGAGAGAUUUUCUCGUACGAGUGCUGUAAAUGACGAGAAACGUUGCAGAUUAUAGUCUUAAAAAGUCUAAACUUGCCACCAUUUUAGUUUUAUCAAUGACUUUUUGCAAGCAAAGAAUUAUAAAGGUGGUAAAAAAUAUUUAUUAAUUAGUUAUGAACAUUAUUUAUUGCAUCGUUUUAAAUAAAUUAACCCAGAGGCUCAGUUUCCUUCACUAACCAGCGGUGCGCAUCCAUUUUGCCUUGCUCGAGCAGAACUUGACCAAUAGUUUCACGGCAUUUCUCGUGGUAGUAAUUUAACCAAUCAACCUGAAUGAAUAAUUUAAAUAAAACCUGUUUGUACGCUAAUUUAGCAAUUUUGACAAACAUAUAUAAUGUUAUGUAAUAUAAUUUAUGUAAUUUAAUUUAUUGAUGCAAGUCUAAUACAAAUGAUUUCGUCUUUUUAAUAAAUAUCUGGCUUCGUA
Messenger RNA from Xenia sp. Carnegie-2017, 2317 nucleotides. Its product is annotated as protrudin-like. Gene Ontology annotation, biological process: endoplasmic reticulum tubular network formation; vesicle-mediated transport; protein localization to plasma membrane. Gene Ontology annotation, cellular component: endoplasmic reticulum tubular network. Gene Ontology annotation, molecular function: metal ion binding. NCBI's taxonomy places the organism in Eukaryota, Metazoa, Cnidaria, Anthozoa, Malacalcyonacea, Xeniidae. The transcript has 14 exons. The record is from RefSeq and is a predicted model, not a curated record. Bases 317 to 1402 code for a protein of 361 amino acids.